Molecule: messenger RNA, 1437 nt
Organism: Ilyonectria robusta
Lineage: Eukaryota; Fungi; Ascomycota; Sordariomycetes; Hypocreales; Nectriaceae
Exons: 1
Coding region: 1-1437 (478 amino acids)
Source: RefSeq, a predicted model, not a curated record
AUGUGUUUUGGCAGCAAGGACGAGCGCGACGACGAGCCCGCGCCGCGACCGGCGCAGAGGCCCGUCUCACCACCGCAGAGCCACCCCAUGGGUGACGUCAAGAACAGCAGCUACAUGCCGCAGAACACGCCCGGACGGUCGUCGGGGGAGCCCAGCUACGCGCCUCCGGGGGGACCUCCGCCGGAUCGGAAUACGGCCCAGUAUGCGCCGCCGCCAGGGCCGCCUCCGGGACAGUCGUCGCAGCAGCAGUUCGCUCCUCCUUCGGGGCCUCCCCCGGGACAGUCGCAGCAUGAGUAUGCACCGCCUUCUGGGCCACCCCCCGGGCAGUCGUCUCAGCAGUACGAUGCUCCUCCAGGACCACCUCCAGGACAAUCGCCGCAGCAUGAGUAUGCGCCGCCUUCGGGGCCACCCCCUGGACAGUCGUCGCAGCAACAAUUCGCCCCUCCUCCUGGGCCUCCUCCGGGCCGCUCAUCACAGCAGGAGUAUGCACCACCCUCGGGACCACCUCCUGGACAGUCCUCACAACAGCAUUAUGCUCCUCCCCCGGGUCCCCCGCCAGGCUCGAACGACUGGAUCCAGCCUCCAUCCGGCCCUCCGCCUUCUGCUGCGAAGCAGCCCCAGCAUGAUUGGGAGGUAGCCGUCCCCGAUACGUCUCUAUUCCCACCGCCGCCGGCCAUCUUCAGUGGCUACGACAGGUCCCCGACCAGCAACGCCACUGAGGACGACGCCAUCGCCGGCGAGGAUUGGUGUGAGCGGUACCCCCUAACGCGGCCCAUCGUCCUCGACCAGCUCGCCAGCACGGCUCUGGAGGCGGGCAACAUCCGUCUCAUGGAGCCUGCGGGCUUCAGUGGCAAGCUCACCUGGCUCAAGCCCGGCCAGUGGGACGGCUACACGGCCAAGAACUCGCCCGACCGCUGCAUCAUCGGGUAUCCUCCGCUCUACUCCGUCACCCAGCACGACCCGCUGCGCUCUGGCCGCCCCAAGACCAUCUACUACGAGGUGAAGCUGCGCGACAACAGCCCUACCGUCUUCCUAGGCCUCGGCUUCACGGCUCUGCCCUACCCGUCCUUCCGAAUGCCGGGCUGGCAUCGCGGCAGUCUGGCUGUCCACGGUGAUGACGGUCACAAGUACAUCAAUGACCGCUGGGGCGGUAAGGACUUCACCGACGAGUUCCGCCGCGGCGACACCUACGGCAUUGGAAUGACGUUCCGCGCUGUCGGCCAGGCCAAGCCCCAGGUCGACAUCUUCUUCACCCGCAACGGCACCAUGACCGGUGGUUGGGCGCUGCAUGAGGAGACCGACGCCGAGCAGGACCUGCCCGUGACGGGGAUGGAGGGCUUGCACGACCUGAGCUGCGCCAUUGGAACGUAUGAUGCCGUGGCUUUUGAGGUCAUUUUUGAUGCCGCGAAGUGGUUGUACAACCCCAAUCAAGUUUGA